This is a messenger RNA of Nymphaea colorata (pocket water lily), 3221 nucleotides long. Its product is annotated as histidine--tRNA ligase, cytoplasmic. Gene Ontology annotation, cellular component: mitochondrion. The record is from RefSeq and is a predicted model, not a curated record. NCBI's taxonomy places the organism in Eukaryota, Viridiplantae, Streptophyta, Magnoliopsida, Nymphaeales, Nymphaeaceae. Gene Ontology annotation, molecular function: ATP binding; histidine-tRNA ligase activity. The transcript has 7 exons. Gene Ontology annotation, biological process: mitochondrial translation; histidyl-tRNA aminoacylation. The coding region runs from base 120 to 2846 and encodes 908 amino acids.
GGGCCGUCGUGGGCACGCACCAACGUCGCAUAACGUUCUCACCUCUUGAACCCUGUUAUCGAGAAGAAAAACCCCGAGGUCCUCUUCCCUCGUCAGCCGCAUCCGCCGCCAUCGUCGCAAUGGAGCGAAGACGGAGCGCCGUCAACGUUGGUGGCAAGGGCUCCGUUCUCUCGCCGGAAUCCGUCUUCGCCGUUGCUAAUUCCAUUGCGUCCCUCCGCGUCGACCCUUCACUUGCCCAGAAACCCUCCCAGUCCGAGCCACCCAGCGGUCCUUCCUCCUCUCGCGAAGCCCCGACUCUGAACCUGACGCCCGAGGAAACCAGAGCUACCAUCGCCGUCUUCGUCAACAAACUCAUCCUCUCAAAUUUCUCCUCCAAAUUCCGCCCUUCCCUCGCCAUUUCCCUAGCGGAUGCUAUCAAUGGCGACCGUGAAGUAGAAAUAGCUCCGGAUUUCUCGAGGGUUGUUGUGGGGGAUGGUGUCGAAUUUGGGAUUUCUGCUAAGGAGUUUGAGGCUGCGGAGGGAGCUGCUUCGGCAUCGUUUGCGGUGGCGGCGCUUAUAGAGCAUUCGGCUGCGUCGUUGUGUCCCGUGGUCGAUGCAGUCGCGGCGAUGUCGUGCGAGGUGUCUGCUGUCGACGGCAAGGUUUUUGAUUUGCCUGUCUCGAGCGAGGGGUUGGGAUCAAGGGAAGUGACGGACGUGGCGGCGGAUAUGAAGAGGAUCGUGUUUGGAUCGAAGCUGCUGGGGUCUUUGAAGGAAAUUGCGUUUUCGUCGAUACCGUAUAUGCACGGUAGCUUGAGAGGUGCAGUGAAGGCUCUUCGAUUGAAAGUGAGGGUGGAGACGAAUAGUGCAGAGAGGAAGUUUUCUGGCUACAUGUUUAGCGAGGCGGAUUUGGUGAACUCGGUUUUGCCAUUGACGAAUUUGUUGAGGAAUUUGGGCGGGAAUAGUCUUGCUAGAGCAAAAACAUGCAUUGAAACUCUUAAAGAUGAUGAGCUCAGAGUGCGAAUGAUGGAAGCCGUCUCGAGGAAGUGUCCUACUAUGGAAUGCUUAAAGGAACGGGUAAAGAGAAUUUUGGAAGUUAGUGCGGAUGAAAGUAAGGGUGCUCUUAUUCUCCAUGACAUUUAUGUUUUGCUGAAGCAAACAAGAGAGAUUGUAGCAUGGGAGGCUGCUGUUGCUGUGCUCGUUCUCAGAGUGCGUGAAAGGGCCCUCGCGAAUGCAGCUAAUGAACCCGGAGAGAAGGAAAAGAACGAGAAAAAGAAAAAGGGAAGUUCGGAGAUGGUUGUAGGCAAGGGUACCGCGGCAAUUAGGCUGGUCAUAGGUCAGGUUAUAGAAUCCAGACUUAGGUGUGAGAACGGAAAUGUAGAUGGCAAAGUGAAUGAUGCAGAUACUCAAGUUGCGGAGUGGGCAAGUGAGAUUUGUUCCCUUUUUGAUCCAAAAGAUCCCGAGCUUACAGCUUUGCUGGAUACGGUGAAGGGGAUCGUGGAAAGUAAUGAAGUGAGACGGCUACCUAAAAUCCCCAAGGGUACACGUGAUUUUGGUAAAGAGCAAAUGGCAAUAAGAGAAAAAGCUUUUUCAAUUAUUGUUGGAGUGUUUAAGAGGCAUGGAGGCGUUGCAUUGGAUACACCAGCAUUUGAAUUGAGAGAGACUCUCAUGGGAAAGUAUGGAGAGGACUCAAAACUGAUAUAUGAUCUUGCUGACCAGGGUGGUGAGAUAUGCUCAUUGCGUUAUGACCUUACCGUUCCUUUUGCCCGUUACCUAGCCAUGAAUGGCAUUAACAAUAUGAGAAGAUACCAGAUAGCAAAAGUGUAUCGCCGGGACAAUCCAUCCAAAGGAAGAUAUAGGGAGUUCUACCAAUGUGAUUUUGAUAUUGCUGGUCAGUAUCCAUUAAUGCAACCUGAUUUUGAAGUUAUCAAGAUUGUGACAGAGUUGCUGGAUGAACUAAAUAUUGGCAAUUAUGAGAUAAAAUUGAAUCAUCGAAGGCUGCUAGAUGGAAUGUUAGAGAUUUGUGGCGUGCCACCUGAAAAAUUUAGAACUGUUUGUUCCAGCAUUGACAAGUUAGAUAAACAGACAUUUGAACAAGUACAGAAGGAACUGGUUGAUGAGAAGGGCUUAAGUAGGGAGACAACGGAUAUGAUUGGUUCCCUUGUUAAGAAAAGAGGGCACCCCCAGCAAAUAUUGGCUGAGCUAAAGAAAGAGGGCAGUCCAUUCCUUGGGAACUGUAGCUCUGUCUUGGAUGAACUGGAGAUUUUAUUCACUGCUUUGGAGAAAUCCAGGUGCAUCAAUCGAGUUGUUUUUGACUUGAGUCUGGCAAGGGGUCUUGAUUAUUACACAGGAGUUAUUUAUGAAGCUGUUUUUAAAGGUUCUACACAGGUUGGUUCAAUUGCUGCUGGAGGACGUUAUGAUAAUCUUGUCGGGAUGUUUAGCGGAAAGCCAGUCCCUGCCGUAGGGGUGAGCUUGGGAAUAGAAAGGGUGUUCACAAUAAUGGAACAAAUGGAAAAGGAGCAGAAGGAAAUAAGAGCGGCACAAACUCAAAUUAUGGUGGUUGUCUCGGGAGAUAAGCUUGGCUCACUGGAUGUAGCUGCUGAGAUUGUCAGUGAGCUUUGGAGUGCCAAUUUGAAAGCAGAAUUCGUGCUCACAUCAGACAAGAAUAUCGGCAAACAGUUUGGGCUUGCAGAUAAAUCUGGCAUUCCCUGGGUGCUGAUGGUUGGCAAAAACGAGCUCCAGAAUGGUGUUGCCAAGUUAAAGGACAUGCAAGCCAUGAAAGAAGAGAUUGUGCCUAGGUCAGAGGUGGUCAAGGUACUGAGCAGCCGAUUGCUCACCUUCCAAUGUAGCAGUAGCAAUGUUGUGGUGUAGUUGGAUUUUGCCAUUUACUCAUUGUUGAUCAAAGUUGUCUUCAUUGUUUUCCCUCAUUUUGCAGUUUUGGUAGAUGAGGAGGCUCUUUUGUUGUGAUCAUUGUUUUAUGAUUGGAAACAAAUUUUGUCAAUGAAUUAGUACCAGCUAUUUCCAAAAGCAGGAUCUAGUUUGGUAGCAACAAAUAUCAUAGGUGCUAUUGGCAGUCAAUGUUAAAAGAACUAUAGAACAUGUAGUUAAGAAAGUUGACUCUCUGAAUCAUUCAUGCCUCUUGCACACCACUAGGCAAAUGGCUGGAGCAUCGUGUGCUAAAGCUACUGGGGUUUCUCCGUUUUAUGAAUACUUUAAAUAAUAAUUUAUGUGCCCCUUUGUGUUGAA